Messenger RNA from Trachemys scripta elegans, 407 nucleotides. Its product is annotated as tubulin alpha chain. Gene Ontology annotation, molecular function: structural constituent of cytoskeleton; GTP binding. The transcript has a single exon. Gene Ontology annotation, biological process: mitotic cell cycle; microtubule cytoskeleton organization. Gene Ontology annotation, cellular component: cytoplasm; microtubule. The record is from RefSeq and is a predicted model, not a curated record. NCBI's taxonomy places the organism in Eukaryota, Metazoa, Chordata, Testudines, Emydidae. The annotation marks the transcript as partial.
ACUGGCUUCAAGGUUGGUAUCAACUACCAGCCUCCCACUGUGGUUCCUGGCGGUGACCUGGCCAAGGUGCAGCGGGCUGUGUGCAUGCUGAGCAACACAACAGCUGUUGCCGAGGCCUGGGCUCGUCUGGACCACAAGUUUGACCUGAUGUAUGCCAAGCGUGCCUUUGUUCACUGGUACGUAGGGGAGGGGAUGGAGGAAGGCGAGUUCUCGGAGGCGCGGGAGGACAUGGCUGCCCUAGAGAAGGAUUACGAAGAGGUGGGGGCGGAUAGCGUUGAGGGCGAGGACGAAGGAGAAGAGUAUUAACUUGCCUCGUCUCUUCCCUGUGCUGUCACUUCAGUUCUGUUUUCUCUGUUCCUGUAAAACUCUCCACUGUCCUGUAGCCAUUAAAAGUGCUCUUCCUACUC